AUGCAAGCUCCCAGGACGACCAGCGACAUUCUGAGCCUAUUCCGGGAGCGUGGUCUUCCAAUCAAGCGAAGUCUGAUCGAUGAAGUCGAUGCGGCACUCUGCUAUUCUGCCGCUGCCGCCGAGACUCAGGAAUGGGUGUCAACUCACCUGACGCCGAGCACUCUCCUGUCACGCGAGGAGGUCACCCUAUAUGACAAGCUUGAAUCAUCUGGCGCCCUCCAGCAGAUCAUUCACAAUCCUGAUCUGGGAGCAACAAGGCCAUUCCUCGAAGAUGAGAUCCGGUUGGCCAUAGCGUCUUUGGAGGCGACGACGGCAGAGAUUGAAAAACAGACGGAGACGCUGUCGUUCCAACAUGAGAUUCUGCAAAAACAAUUGCGACAGAGCGAGGAAUCCGACCAGGCACGCGACCGAGAUCUUGCGCGAUUGAAAAAGAAGCAUGAAGCUGAAAGGCAAAGAGUGGUGAUUUCUGCCGAUGACCUCGCGCAAGAGCUCGAGAAUGAGUUCAGAAUCAUGACGGAAAGAACUGCGAUCGAAAAUAAGCGAAUCCUUGCUCUACUCUCUUCGCGAUUGAAGCAGGAUGAUAAAACACUAGCCGAUCUGGAAGAUUUCAUUCUGGGGAUAAGAUCUGAUGGGAACGAUGCAGAAUCCCUCAAACGGACUGGGCAGCUCAGUGAGCUUCUUGCAAAGUAUAGUGCGGAGCAAAUACACUACCGACUCGACAGGUUGUACUUGGAAGGUAUCAUGGCUGAGGAAUCUUCGCCAACAACGGUUGGCGGCGAUGUGGCAGCGCUGGAAGAAGAACUCGCAGCACUCUAUCCAGAGAUCGAGAUUCUAGCAGAAAUGUCUACCAAGCACGAGUUUCGAGAUCCGAUCUUGCGGGCUAUCCAACACGAGCACAGUCGGCUGCGGACCGCCUCGGUGCAACAAUUGGAACAAGCUCUCGACGUGCUUAUUGAUAUGACCCGGUCCCAAGAAUGUCUCACGGAACAGUUACACGAACGAGAGUCCUCGUGUGAACUUCUCCAGCAACUCGCCAAUCUCUACCAUACCGUAGUGGGCCAGACUCUCACGACGCCAGCGCCCUCUGCUCGUCGCGACUCACUUCGACGACGUUCCAUACCGGCAGGGGUCCUUACUGCGCCACGCUCGUCUGAGACUUCAUCUUUAAUCGCUCUUAAAGAUCCAGCCCUGGAGAACUUGCUUCGGCGCGUUGGGCUGUCACCGGAGUCGAUUGCCCGUUCACACGCAGAACAUGGGGAGGCCUGGGCGCAAGAUCUUCAUGAAAAACGUGUCGAGUUGAAUGACACCCUGCAAGCUCUAAGCAUGGCGGGUGACGCGCCUCUGAUUACUGGAUUGGGUUCUGCUGACAAGGCAUAUCAUCUUCUGUUCUCUGCUCUGCAUCGGGAAUCCAAGUACGCAAUUUCGCUCCGUGAUUCGAGUCAAGAGAAAGCAUUGUCUGAUCUUGACUCGGAACUGGGCCAAUUACAGAAGGCAGUGAAGAUGUUGGAUCUCAAUGUGUUACAUCAGCGUGACCAGAGGCGGGAUCGAUUCAUGGACAAAUGGGGCCCCUAG
This is a messenger RNA of Penicillium diatomitis, 1572 nucleotides long. RefSeq lists its product as uncharacterized. Bases 1 to 1572 code for a protein of 523 amino acids. The transcript is spliced from 4 exons. The record is from RefSeq and is a predicted model, not a curated record. Lineage: Eukaryota; Fungi; Ascomycota; Eurotiomycetes; Eurotiales; Aspergillaceae.